Molecule: messenger RNA, 396 nt
Organism: Tarenaya hassleriana
Lineage: Eukaryota; Viridiplantae; Streptophyta; Magnoliopsida; Brassicales; Cleomaceae
Exons: 2
Coding region: 15-230 (71 amino acids)
Source: RefSeq, a predicted model, not a curated record
GGUUUGCGUUUUCGAUGCAUUGUGUAUUUUUUUUUUUAAAAAAAAUUAUGGAUUCGCUGUCUGAUGCAGGAAGUCAGCUCGAAGCCAACAAGAAAGCCAUGUCCAUCCAGUGCAAGGUGUGCAUGCAGACGUUUAUAUGCACAACGUCGGAGGUGAAAUGCAGAGAACAUGCGGAGGCAAAGCAUCCUAAAUCCGAUCUCUACACUUGUUUCCCUCAUCUCAACAAAUAAAACUUUUUUUUCACCGCAUUUUAUUUCAUUUCUACCGUUGGUAAAUAAAAUAUAAACCCGCUUUUCUACCGAAAGGUCACAGAACCCUACAUCGUUUGGUUUCUCCCGAGCCUUUUCUUUAAAACCUACGAUGAUAUUUGCCUUGUUUGACUAUGUUGACCAUUUC